AUGAUUGUUUCCCUGGAAGAACUGACUGAUUUGAUUCACCUGACUGUAAAGAUUGAUGCACUGUCUAGCUGUAUUUUGAAUCAUUGUAUUAUUAGUCCUGUUAAUGUCAAUGCCUCGUUUUUGUUCAUGAGAAAUGUGACAUAUAUGAGAUUAGAGGAAUUCCGCCUUCAUUUGUUAAAUCUUUCUUUACUUGAUACCUUUUCCGCAAGCAAGAAUAAUUUGCUAAGGAAAAUACCUGAUGAAUUAUGUCAAUUGCUCAACUUAAAGUACUUUGUAGUGAAUGAAAACAACUUGAGUGGUACCCUGCCUCCUUGUCUUUUCAAUCUUUCCUCUAUCGUGGCUAUCGAUGUUGGAACAAACCAUUUAGAAGGGAAAUUGCCUCCAUUGCUUGGUAUUACUCUUCCUAAUUUAGAGUUCCGUAGCAUUUAUAGAAACAAUGUAACUGGAAAUAUUCUGGUAACAUUAUCAAAUGCUACGAAUCUUCAGUCUCUUAUUGCUGGUAGAAAUGGACUCACAGGAAAAGGGGAGGAUGAUGACCUUAGCUUUCUCACCACAUUGGUGAAUGCCACCAGCUUGGAGCUUUUGGAGCUCAAUACAAAUAAUUUUGGUGGAGUCUUCUUACCUGCAUCUAUUUCUGGAGAAAUCCCAAGAUGGAUAUCCAAUCUCAAGAAGCUUCAGGCUUUCUUUGUAGCUUACAACAGAUUUCACGGUGAAAUUCCUUCUGAAAUUGGUGAUCUGAUAUAUUUGCAAGAGCUGACUUUACUUGGAAAUCAGUUCUCUGGCCAAAUUCCAAUCUCAUUGGGAAACUUAGCUUCUUUAACCAAACUCAGUUUAAGAGAAAACAAUCUCCAGGGGAGAAUUCUAGGCAAAUGCCACAAUUUGGAACUGUUGGAUCUUGGUUCAAAUAACCUUAGUGGUUUCACACCAUCAGAAAUUCUUGAACUCUCAUCCUUGUCGGAGGGCGUGGACCUAUCUCAGAACCACUUAACUGGUUUCCUUUCAAUGGAAAUUGGGAAGUUGAGAAAUCUAGGCUACUUAAACCUGUCUGAUAACAAGUUGCAGGGCCAGAUUCCUACCACUAUAGGUACUUGUGUGAAACUUGAAGCACUAGACAUAAGCAACAACAACUUUCAGGGUAGUAUUCCUUCAACCAUGAAUAGUUUGCAAGGCCUGGAACUUUUAGUCCUUUCUCACAACAAUCUGUCAGGUGGAAUCCCGGGAUUCUUGAAGGACUUCAAAUUUCUGCAGAUUUUAAAUCUGUCUAGAAAUAAUUUGGAAGGUGCUGUACCAACAGGAGGCAUCUUUAGUAAUGCUACUGUGGUUUUCAUCAUAGGAAAUAGAAAUCUCUGUGGGGGUGUACCAGAGUUGGACCUUCCGGCUUGCGUUGUAGAGGUAAAGAAAGAAAGGAAAUCAGGUUUUCCCUUGAAAAUAGUAAUUCCUGUAGUUAGUGGGCUUAUAGGAUUGACAUUCAUAGUUUGUUUUCUUGGCAUGCGGCAGUUUAGUAGAUCGAGAAAAACAACACCUACAGAUAUACCUGAAAACUUAACCUUAAGAGUAUCUUAUCAGUGUCUACUUAGGGGAACUGAUAGAUUUUCUGCAUCAAAUUUGCUUGGCAUGGGUGCUUUUGGAUCUGUAUAUAAAGGAAUUUCUGAACACGAUGCUUCCAGGAGUUUUUUAGCUGAAUGUGAGGUUCUAAAGAACAUUAGACAUCGUAAUCUUGUAAAGGUUCUAAGUGCAUGCUCAGGUAUUGAUUAUGAAGNAGGAGGCAUCUUUAGUAAUGCUACUGUGGUUUUCAUCAUAGGAAAUAGAAAUCUCUGUGGGGGUGUACCAGAGUUGGACCUUCCGGCUUGCGUUGUAGAGGUAAAGAAAGAAAGGAAAUCAGGUUUUCCCUUGAAAAUAGUAAUUCCUGUAGUUAGUGGGCUUAUAGGAUUGACAUUCAUAGUUUGUUUUCUUGGCAUGCAGCAGUUUAGUAGAUCGAGAAAAACAACACCUACAGAUAUACCUGAAAACUCAACCUUAAGAGUAUCUUAUCAGUGUCUACUUAGGGGAACUGAUAGAUUUUCUGCAUCAAAUUUGCUUGGCAUGACUGCACAUGUUGGUGAUUUUGGUUUGGCAAGAUUUGUUCCACCAGCAAUUCUGAACUCAUCAGCAAAUUCAAAAAGUUCUACAGGUGUAGGGGGAACUAUUGGUUAUACACCUCCAGAAUUAGGUAUGGGAAGCGACCCCUUAAUCUAUGGAGAUGUAUACAGCUUUGGCAUUCUGCUCUUGGAAAUGUUUACCGGGAGGAGACCAACUGAUGAAAUGUUCAAAGAUAAUUUCAACCUUCAUAACUAUGCCAAUGCUACUUUGCCAGACAGAGUGAUGCAUAUUAUAGAUCCCAUUCUUCUCCAGGAACGAGAUGAACUUGGAAUGAAAUACAAACUUGAUGACAACACAAGCAGUGCUGGCGACAUAUUUCUGUCAUUCUUAGUUAAGAUGAUUCAAAUCAGAGUUUCCUGCUCCGUUGAAUCUCCAAAAGAAAGAAAGCGGAUCAGUGAUGUCGUUGGAGAACUCAAUUCAUUAAGGAAGUUGUUCUUGGAGCAAGCAUACCCGAAAGAAAAGGUUAUAAGCUUCAACCUGCAUUGA
Molecule: messenger RNA, 2625 nt
Organism: Solanum stenotomum
Lineage: Eukaryota; Viridiplantae; Streptophyta; Magnoliopsida; Solanales; Solanaceae
Product: probable LRR receptor-like serine/threonine-protein kinase At3g47570
Exons: 6
Coding region: 1-2625 (874 amino acids)
Biological process (GO): protein phosphorylation
Molecular function (GO): protein kinase activity; ATP binding; protein binding
Source: RefSeq, a predicted model, not a curated record